GGACGGGCCUUCUCACAGUGCGGACACCGUGUGUGGUACAGUGUCAUGGGCUAGAUCUCCCAACUCAGCCACACCGUUCAUAAGACACGUAAUGAUGGGGAGGAUCGGCCGGCGCGGAGUGGGGGGCCGCCGGUUCCCCACGGCCUGACAAUGGGGGGAGACAAUAACCAAAAUACGAGGGGAAACCCUCACCUUCGGGACUUUCAACUGUAGUGAGACAAAAAACCACCAACACCAUGCUGCCGACCAACGUCAUGUCCUUCAUGAAAAAGAUGGUGGCCACCAACGAGGGGGCGGCGGGGGCGGGGCCGGACAUGGAGUCAGGGACUGUCCUCAGCAAGGUCCGCCAGACACUGUCCACUGGUCUCAUGAAUGCUCAACACCAAGUAACGAGGAUGACCCCCACAACCCGCCAACCAGAAGCCUCCACACCCCCUGACUCUGCUACCCCUACCAAGCCCGAGGAACCCGCCAUACCUAAACCAGUAAAGACUGAGCAAACCAACCGUCAGGGCGCGUGUCGCGUCUGCCUGAAGAGCUUCAAGGAGGGCGACUACUCCAGGAACUGCUACGAGUGUCACCAGAAGGUGUGCGAAGACUGCGCGUCGUACUACAAACAGGACGAGAACCAAGACGAGAACACAUGGCGCUGCAGCAUAUGCCGCCGCAAGAUUCAGAGCCGUACCCAGCCAGUGAUAGCACAGGACUCCACCGACUCCCUGCUGGACGUCCCCGUACUGGAGGCGCUUCAGCGGCGUCAUAGUGACGUCAAGAUUGGCUCCGGCAGUCUGGGGGUGACCGGAGGAGGUCCCUCGGGUCUGGCACCUCCGAGGUCCCCGGAACUGCGACGACACUCGGACGUCUCCCCGGCGUCCCUCAAGGAACUGGAGAAAGUCAAGGAGAAGGCAAGAGAAAGAGAGCUAGAAUGGCGGCAUAAGAGAGGCAGUGGGGGUGGUAGUCCAGGCAACAGUAGAGCUACUAGUCCUAGUGUAGAGAGGAGACCCUUCGCUGGAGAGGACCACCAGCAACGGUCUCACAGAGGGCCCGAUGAACAAGACGGGGAUGACGGCUCAGACCCCAGGUGGCUAGGUCGUGGCGCCCCCGCCCGAGCCACCUCUCGCCGAAAGUCCAGAGUGACAAAACAGCACAGCUAUGACGACGAUGUCAAGCCUGGGGGCCCGGCGGCGACGACAGCGGCCUCUGGAGACCCUGGUCUAGGGUUGCCGGCGGCGUUGCCACGACGAGCCUCUGCCUACGAUGUGUUCAUGGCCCGGGGGGAUGGUCCAGGGGUCAACCCCGCCUCUCUGGUCCAGAAUGCUGGUCCAGGAGUCGGUCGUAGAUCCUCCUUCCGAGUACCAGCCCCAGAGCCUGAUGACCAGCCUUCUUCGUCUCCGCUCUCUCCCGAAGGAGGUCCAUCACUAGCUGUGGACGAAGAGAGGAGAGCCCGUAGAAGAGGUUCACAACUGCCAGACAUAGCGGCCAUAACACGUGGGGCGGGAGUGCGUGCCUCAGUGAGGGCUCCUCAGACAUCGGCGCCCCCAGUGACGGCGGCCAGGGUGGCUCCUGUGGUGGCGCCUGAGGAGCACGCCCCUGAGGUGCGACGACAAGCCUCUGUACAGGACGGGGAAGCCAUCAAGAUUGUGAUACACGACGUCGACUACGAGCCUGCGAUACCUUCCAGACCAGGGACCAAACGAAGAGUGACCCUGCGUCGCGACCCUGGUGAUAAGGCACAUAGAACUCGCGGGUUUGGUAUGAGAGUUGUAGGUGGUAAGACCGGCCCAGAUGGCCGACUGUUCGCCUACAUAGUCUGGACUGUACCAGGUGGGCCUGCGGAGAAAGGGGGGCUUCAACAGGGGGACAAGGUGCUGGAAUGGGGAGGAGUGGGUCUCACAGACCGCAGUUUCGAGGACGUUUGUCAAAUCAUGGACAGGACGGGCGACGCUGUCGACCUACUUGUUGAGCAUUGCAUGGACCUCCGAAUGUGCGAUCUUCUGGAUGAACCAAUCCCAGUUUCUGCGAGGAAAAACUCUGGGGAGGGUCUUGGUCUGCAGUUAGAUUCAGAAGUAGACAAGUCACCCGCAUCGCCAACCAGGAGAAAGUUACCCAAGACCCCGGAACAACUGGCUAGGGAGAAGAGUGAGAAGGCAGAGCCGAAGCCUCCAGUAGCAGUUAGUGGACGGAUACAGCUGCAGGUCUUCUAUAACGACGAGAAGAACGAGAUCGUUGUGAGUGUCUUCGCUGCAGACGACCUUGCAGCCAGGGAAGAUGCUGGUUAUGGAACUCUGCCAGAAGCUUAUGUGCAGCUGCGUCUUCUUCCGUUCACAGGAGAGCAGCCAGCUGUAAAGACAGAUGUGGCAGAACCAUCGCAAAACCCUCUAUGGAACACGACUGUGGAGAUAAAGAACGUGUCUGGAGAACAGCUGAUGGACAAAACCAUCGAGGUGUCGCUGUGGGACGCUAGGCCAGACAAGGAACAGGUGUUUUUGGGAGAGAGCGCCGUAGACUUGACCAAGAGUCUGAUGGAAGACUGUCCGGUGUGGUAUCGCCUGGAGGACCCUCGGCAGAUCCGCUCCGGUAAACCAUCGCCUCGUAGCUCGCUAGUGUCUGCCAUAAAUGAGAGGCUACUGGCCCGUGGCAACCGCUCUGUCUCAGAAGAGCGAGAAAGUGACGACGGUGAUGGUGUAGGAAGCUUCUUGCAUCCUGACCACGCGUACUUAGGGGGCAGCAGGAGGGGCUCUAGUCAAUCUGAACAGCUAGAGGUGGAGCAAUACCAGCUUAAUAAGGACUUCUCCCGCUCCUUGCCAGGCAGCAGGCGAAGCUCUUUCCAGAAAGAAGGCGAAAAACAAGAAGCAGAACAACCACUGCCAGUGUACAACAGAGAGAGGAGGCGCAGCUCGGUGACGCCUAGGAGAGACCCGGACGAGAUUUUACGAAGUUUGAAGGCUGUAAAAGGAGAGUUGCUCGGUCGCAGUAUGAGCAUCAGUGUGGACAAGCGCGGCCAGCGACGAGCUUCGGCGGGCAAGGACGGGAGAGGGAGGAAAGGUUCAAUGAUGGUGGGGAUGGAGAGGACUGAGCCCUUAGUGAGCUGCAGCAGCCCUUCUGAUGAGGAGGACAGAUGGAGUACAAAGUCUGAAGCUAAACCCUUGGGGCCGGGACAGAUACAGCCAAGAGGUCACAAGAAGUCUGCAGGAAAUCAAGCUGAGUUAAAACUGAGUCUUUUGAUGACCAAGGGACAAUUGGAAGUGGAGGUUGUGUGUGCUCGAGGAAUCAAGGAGGAUCCACCACCAGAUACAUAUGUGAAGACGUAUCUACGGGACGGGGAACGAUGGUUGCAGAAACGUAAGACAAGGGUUGUAAGACACUCGUGCGAGCCUCAGUUCCGCCAAACCCUCAGAUACUCUGCAUGCGACGUACUGGGCCGUUCCCUGGUGGUUAUGCUGUGGGAGAAACAAAAAGGAUUUGAGCACAACGUCGGUCUGGGAGGAGCAGAAAUCGCUUUCAACCGCAUCAAGCUGACUCAAGUGACUCUGGGAUGGUAUCCACUCUUCCCCAUCCAGACUCUGGGGUCGGACUCCAACGACUCGCCGUGACCCGCUCGCUGUACAACGGAGUUCUACUGUCAUCUCUUCCGAUUCUAUCUCCAACAUCUCUGUCAACUUUACCCUAUCUAUCUUACUGUUAUCUUGUGGAACUACAAUCUUCCCCUUAGUAACGUUUUGUCACUUUCAUAUCUUACUAUUUUCUGAAAGGCAGUGUCCUAUAUCAGAUGUCACACGCCUAACAUUAAGCAAUCUCGGGAUUUACCUUAACUACCUAAGCUCCACUAUACUAAAGAACAUUUAUAUUAUAAAAUAAUCUAUGGUAAAAUUCUAUCUCUGGUUAUAUAGCUUGUCAGUUCCACUCGUCACUUGUGGACAGCUGUUUUGUUGAUUUAUAUCUUUUCAAAUAUUAUAUACUUUAAAAAGUUUCCGGAUGAAGUUAUCUGUCCCGGUUUAAGGAAGUGCUUUACAACUGAGAAUACUUUUACUAUUGCAUUAAACGUCUUACCAAACUAAUAUCUUUUACUUCUAAAUUUAUUCUUGAUUGACAUCGACAGUAUCUGCCAUACUAUAUCGGACCUGUAUAAUAAGAAAUAUUUCCUGGUGAUAUGUGAACAAUAUUUUAGAUGAAAGCAAUAUAUAGUUCCAAUAGUAAAAGAUGUUUAUUUACCGGGUCAUUUGUUACUAUCUAGCAAUACUUUAAGGGUGAAGAGCAAUACGAAAAGGUAGGUUUUAAGAAUCACCUUGAAAUAUUCAAGAAACAGUUUGUGUGUGACUGAAGAAUACAUUAAGUGCGUACGCCACUAUCUCAAUCAAGAUAUACAAUGUUAUCCACAUCAGUAGGAGUUUCAAUGCAUCCAACUCCUCGGGUGAUAAUCGAUAGACUUGUGCAGUGUUGCGAUCGUGUAUCAUUUUGUAUAAAGUAGAAUACGAGAGGUAGUUUAUAAAACCCUUCGGAUUAAUUCAUACUGUUGUACAUAUUACUCUCAUAUCCUUGAAUACACUUUAUAUCAAUUAUAAUUUUUAUUUGAAAAUGUAUACAAAAGUUUGUAUUUUAAGCUUAAGUAAGUAAAAAACACCAAUAUAAAUACAAAUUGGAAAAUUGUUUACGUACAACGGAAACAUCUGAACUACUUGAGAUUCAAAGCCGUGUAAGAGAAUUUGAAUUUAUUCCCAGUUAACGAAGAUUCAACGAGAUGCAACUAUAUUUUGUAAUAUUGUAUUGUUGUGAAAUAUUAUUGAUGAUGUAUACAGAAAUUUCUAUACAAUAAUCAACUGUUGGUUUGUAAAGCCCGUACAACGCACCAUUUUAUAGAUAAGGAAAAAUUAUGAUUUGUAAAAAUAAUGCGAGACAUAUUUUAGAAAGUCGAACUGAAAACUGAAUAUUGUGAUACGUGUGUGAAGCUCCAAGGGUAAAACUGCGGGUCGGUUUUGAGUCCUUGUCUUUUGGAGUUGUGCUUUUUACUGUCAAUAAGAUUUUCAGUGUUAAUAUUUGUCACAGGGAGUUAACAUUUCCUCUUUAUAGUGUGUUGUUUCUGGAGUAAACUAAGAAACAUCAAUGUAAUUGAGAAUGUUAUCCCCUAAUUCUACCAUACCCAAACUAAAAUUCUUAUCUUCGAUACUAAAAGAUAUUUCCAAACACUCUCUAUUUUGCUCUUAAUACAGUUAGUACAGGCAAAAUAGAUUAAA
This is a messenger RNA of Macrosteles quadrilineatus (aster leafhopper), 5231 nucleotides long. Its product is annotated as regulating synaptic membrane exocytosis protein 1-like. The coding region runs from base 237 to 3593 and encodes 1118 amino acids. Gene Ontology annotation, molecular function: transmembrane transporter binding; small GTPase binding. Gene Ontology annotation, biological process: regulation of synaptic plasticity; calcium ion-regulated exocytosis of neurotransmitter; positive regulation of synaptic transmission. The transcript has 26 exons. The record is from RefSeq and is a predicted model, not a curated record. Gene Ontology annotation, cellular component: cytoskeleton of presynaptic active zone; presynaptic membrane. NCBI's taxonomy places the organism in Eukaryota, Metazoa, Arthropoda, Insecta, Hemiptera, Cicadellidae.